Gadus chalcogrammus (walleye pollock) is the source of this 1300-nucleotide messenger RNA. Its product is annotated as angiopoietin-4-like. Gene Ontology annotation, biological process: Tie signaling pathway; angiogenesis. The record is from RefSeq and is a predicted model, not a curated record. Bases 142 to 906 code for a protein of 254 amino acids. Gene Ontology annotation, molecular function: receptor tyrosine kinase binding. The transcript has 7 exons. NCBI's taxonomy places the organism in Eukaryota, Metazoa, Chordata, Actinopteri, Gadiformes, Gadidae.
CAACCUCCCUCUGCACACACAGACACACUCCUGAAUCACUGGUGACUUCAAGACACCAAACCCGAACCAGCUGGCAACUUCUACCCCGCUGACUCCUUAACAAGCUCCACUGGCAGCUUCUGCAGCCUCCACUGGUCCAGGAUGAAGAUCUGUGCUCUGCUGCUGCUGUCUGUCGUGGGCCUGUCAGCGCAAUGGAAGGUCAAGACCAAAGGGACUGACUGUUCUCAGAUCAGGAGAACGUCCCCGACUGCUGCCAGCGGCGUGUAUUGGAUCCAGCCCCCAGGAGUGAGGAAGCCUUUCCGGGUGUACUGUGAGAUGCUGGCGGACGGGGGCUGGACGGUGUUCCAGAGACGAACGGGCAGCACUCUGUCCUUCAGACGGAACUGGGCGGCGUACCGGAUGGGCUUCGGAAUACCAGGAAAGGACCAGUGGCUGGGCCUGGAGAGGGUCUACUCCCUGACCAGGACCCCCGGGACCAGGUGGUCGCUGAGGGUGGACCUCUGGGACCACGAGGGAGGGACCGCCUACGCCCAGUACAGUGACUUCCGGCUGGCCGAUGAGCAGCAGGCGUACAGGCUGACAGUCGGAAGUUUCCAAGGGAACGCAGGGGAUGCGAUCAAAGGCGUGUAUGCGGGCAUCGACCAGAACGGUUCUGGGUUCAGCACCAUGGACCGGGACAACGACGGCUGCAACCCCUGCAUCUUCGGGGACAUCGCGGUGGACCACUGCGCGAGGGAUAAGCAGGAGGGCUGGUGGUUCAGCCGAUGUGGCUCCGCCUCCCUCAACGGAGAGUGGCACCCCAGGGGCCAAAACAUUGGCUGGAGCUCGGGGCUCCACUGGAAAACCUGGAAGGGCCCGGCGCCGUACUCCGUCAGCGCCUCGCGCAUGAUGAUCAAGUCCCUGUAGAGGAGUGCUGCUCAAGUGGGGGUACACAUGCCCUUAUGGGUACUUCUGAGUACUGACGAGUUAAAUCAAAGUCUAAUUUAAAAGGGUCUCUUUUUUUUUUUUAUCCAGAAUUUUCAUUUCAAUUCUGAAAGCUGGAUAUAAAAAAGAAAAAAUGUGAUAAAUCGUAAAUGUUAAAAAAAAUAAAAAAAUCCAUGAAAAAUAAACCGCAUCCAGAAACACCAAAAUGUUGUAAUGUGAUUCACAUCUACAUGAUCCUCCCCUGGCGUUGGGCUUCCUUUUGAGGUGAGAAACGAGCCAUUAGCAGGCACUGUAGGACCCAUUUAGUUCCUGCAUUGUGCUGGGACUCGCUGUCUCUAUGAUCGUUCCAGUCAAUAAAACACUCUGCUUCACCAAU